AAAAAAUAAUAUAUGCAUGCGUUCAAGCGGCACGGCCAAUUGUCUCCAUCUUUCGCUUACGUGUGAACAGAAUCAGAAGACGAAAACAGGAUCAGUACAUUUAAUCCUUUAAUUCGUAAGUAUCGAUUAGAAAUUAAUUUCUAAUGUGAUAAUAUAUAAGCCAAUAACUAGUAACGCGUUCUUUGAUUAAUACUGAGUCUUCUGGCGUUGGACAUUACCCACUGGCAAAUUAGUGGAGAAAUGCCAUGACAUGCGUUGCACAUCUCCAAAAUUUAUCAUGCCUUUUGGGUACGUAAUUAGGUAAGAAAAAACCCCGGCAAAGUCAAACGUGGGUAAGGGUUAUACACACAUAUUCUACGAAAUGAUCUGGGACCAAAAUUGCGCUACUAGGUCAUUCUCCGCAAAUAAUUAUCUGCUUCUUGUAACAUAUCCUUCAAGGAAAAGCUAGCUGUAUUGUAUUGUAUUGUGAAUUUGAUAUUAUGGCAUGAGCAUGCACCCGUCGUUUCUUCAGAUCAAACGAGGAUAAGAGCUCAUAGCAGUUAUAGCGGUUGUUAUGGCGGUUAGUUCAACCUUAGAUGAAAAAAAUAAAUGCGCAGUGAUGACAAAGAGGGCUACCGAAGAAUAUGAUGGUGUAGAAUGCUUGACCGACGCGUAGCCGUGACCGCAUACUCAUCCUCUUUUAUAUAUAGCCUAUAUAGCUAAUUCAUGAUCAAAAAUGGUUGUCUUUCGAAAGUCUAAACCUUAAACCUUAAACUCUAAGUGCGAAAAGAGCAAUGGGAACACACGGUGUUUUAUAUUAUGCGAGUGCAUAUAGAGCCAAGAUUUAUGAUGCAGAGCGUUCCCUGCAUUGUGCUUUUUGCCCUUAGAGUUUAAGGUUCAAGAUUUAGAGUUUUGAUGAUCUGCUCAUAUUUUGUGAUUCUGUGCUGCUGAAUAUCAGACCUCGUCUAUAUAAAACAAUACUGAUAUUUUCGGCUAAACUGCAUUGAUCGGCUAAGGCAAAUAAUAUAAUUAGUCUUUUAUUAUAAAUGAUUUUGGAGUAGAUUUACACUUGAAUGCUUCCAUAGCCUAUCGAAAGGAAGAUGGCUGUGAAACUCAUUAGAAUAACAAUAUAACUCAUUAUAUAUGUUGGUCAACCUUUAUUCAUAAAUCACCGUCACGUGUGUAUUGUAUUUUGCCCAACUAACCAAUAGCAAUGUUUUAGGAAAUUCACCUAUCCGUGACUCGAACAAUAGGGAAACAGGAAGUUGCUUUUGGUGGAUUUGGUAAAAAUACAAUACACACGUGACUGUGAAAGGACCACUGGUUAUGAAUAAAGGUUGACAGACAUAGAUAAUGAGUUAAUGAGUUUCACAGCCAUCUUCCCUUCGAUAGGCUAUGAUGCUUCUAAGUACUGGUAUGAAGUUUUUUAGCGGACAAAAUAUCUGAAAUGUAUCAAUCGAGUUUAUGCGCUAUAAAUUGAUGUUAUGUGCUAUACAUUGAUGUUAUGUGCAAAUACAUCGAUGUCAUAAACCGAUACAACUAAAAGAUAAACCGAUACAACUAAAAGAUAAACCGAUACAAAUAAAAGAUGAGGAAACGGAAAUAAAUACCAAUAAAAGAUGAGGAAACGGAAGUAAACACUAAUAAAAGAUGAGGAAGCGGAAGUAAAUCGGAAAAACGGAAGUUGAGCGACGCAGCAAAAUUGCGCGUGCCAAGUAGUGGAGAAUACAUAUUGAAAAACAAGGGCAGAACUGCAGGCCAAACUAGGGCUAGGCAGAAGAGAGACAGCUAGGGCAGAAGACCAAAUGUUCAGGAUUUUGUUCAGUCAAUCUUAAGCGCGGUGACCAAUUUACAGCAUUCUUCGCAAACACGUGAAGAAAACGCAUCACAAGACACAAGGUGGUUCAGUGCAGCAGUUCACAUCGUUACCCGAAGAACUGAAUUCUCGUUUCCGAAUACCACGUACUCAGAAUUCGUAUGUACGGUGUGUACCAAAUAAUGCGCCUGUGCCGCAGCCAGCCUUUCAGGGAUACUGAAUUUUACACACAUGGCUAUCUCCUUCUCUCGCCUUAUAUAUUUUACAUGCCUCCAUACAAGCUUUUUAGUAGAGCGAGAUCAUACUCCUUGAGUAUGAUCAAAUUUUUUUACACCACAGGAUAUUUUACAGAUACAAUUUCACACACGCAUCUCCAAUUUUAUGUUCGUAAAGUCUACACUUACACUUAUAUUUCUUAGGUUUACAUUUAUACAUAUACAAGUGGGUUUUUUAUUUUUUAUUCUCAGGCUUAUCAAAUACAACAUUAUUUUCACAAGCAUAAAUUGUGCCACUGAACACGAGACCAUCACACUAACAUAUUUCACACUACAUUUUUGAUGUAACAUUUAGGGACUAUUGUGGCAUAAAUUUAUUACUAGGACACCAAUAUGGUUCUCUUUACCUAUAUCUAAACUUAAAAAGCAAUGUGGUUAACUGCUCUUCUGUGACUUGUAUUCUUGGCCUACCAACGAGCCCGUUUCUUUCCGCCGUACAAACCGCAGAUCGUAAGACUCUUCUAGUGAAAAGCGCUCUGACGUCCGUUCAUAAUUUUCAACAAUAACGUCGAAUUCAUUUCGUAAACUAUUUAAAUAAGUACAUAGUAUAUGUAGAUUGUUGAUUAAAAACUGCUCCGUUGUGUAUGAUUCGGUGAUUCUUGUUGUUAAAACACUCAAUCAUUGAGUCUCAAUGUGCGUUCAUACUCUUCUAAUCUACGACAAUAAAAGUCUGGCGAGUCACAACGAGUGCGACACUUUGUUCAGCAUUCUUAUUAAAUCAACCAAUUCACGAAAAACGUUUUCUGUAUUAGGAAGCCAAAUGUGUGGUCCAAGAGACGCCAUUGUUGUAUGUCGCCGCGUCGCUCAACUUCAGUUUUUCCGAUUUACUUCCGCUUUCUCAUCUUUUAUUGGUAUUUACUUCCGUUUCCUCAUCUUUUAUUGGUAUUUACUUCCGUUUCCUCAUCUUUUAUUUGUAUCGGUUUAUCUUUUAGUUGUAUCGGUUUAUCUUUUAUUUGUAUCGGUUCAUCUUUUAGUUGUAUCGGUUCAUCUUUUAGUUGUAUCGGUUUAUGACAUCGAUGUAUUUGCACAUAACAUCAAUGUAUAGCACAUAACAUCAAUUUAUAGCGCAUAAACUCGAUUGAUGCAUUUCAGAUAUUUUGUCCGCUAAAAAACUUCAUAUACUGGAGUGUUUUAUUAGAUUUAAAGACACGAGCGCGCAGCGCGAGUGGCUUUAGACCUAAUAAAACACGACCUGCGAGUUUAUUAAACGGCUUCAAACACGACUACAAAUUCAAUAGAUAUACCGCCUUAUUAGUAUUCUUUAUAUAAAAAACACUAAUGAGGACACAACAACAAUAGAUACGGCCUUAUUAGUAUUCUUUAUUUAAAGAAUAUUAAUUAGGAGUGUUUUAUCAGGUUUAAAGCCACUGCACGUGACAUAUUAUGGUUGACAUGAUUUGCCAAUAAGCUUAUGCAUGAAUUAUUAAUGAGUGUUUGAAGCACAGAUUAAUGCAUGUAAAGUUUCGACGAUUGCAAAUAGCUGUUUUGUAAUCAGCUCUAAUCUGUGAGGCAAGUGUGGCAUGUCAUUGUUGCAUGAGAUUGGGUUGCCGGUUAAUGCCUGAACUUCUAAUACAGACAGAUCGAAUUGAACUUCUAAUACAGACAGAUCGAUCAAGAACAAUACAUACGUUAUUUAAGUGGCAGCGUUCGGUUUCAUUGGUUUUAUUUAUGCCCAUUUACCGGAAAGAGGUAAUUCCAAACAUUCUAUUUUUAUAGAUAGAACUUUAAAUUUAAUAUGGGGUUAAACUUUAAAGAUAGAAGUUGUUAUUAACAACUGCGUAUGUUUUGUGACUCUGUGUUGUUAAAUAUCAGACCUCGUCUAAAGACUAUAUAAAGCAAUGCUGAUAUUUUCGGAUAAGUUGCAUUGGCUGGUUAAAGCACAUAUUGGUCUUUUAUUAUAAGUGAUUUUGGCGAAGAUUCACACUUGCUUUCAAGCACUGAUUACUAUACCUACUAGUAUACUUAUCAGUAGUAUAAAUGGUGAUUUGCUCCUUAAUUUGACGAUAUAUAAAAAACGGCCUCAUCUUUCCAAAUUAACAAUGCACUCCAGUUUAAAUACAAUCUCAUGAGCUCGUAACCCAUCGUAACUGACAGUAAGCUCAACACUAACUUAAUCGUUGUGACGUCAUAAUUGUAAAUAUGAAUAAAUCCUUGUUUCGGUCACAAAUAUGUAUCUUUGAUCUUGACCGUAAUCACAACCCAUCCCUAACCAUAGCUUUAUUGUGCGAGAAACAUGAGAAUCUAACCAUAAACUUUUUUUAAUCUUUCUAUCCUAUCGUUACUCUAAUAUCUGUGACAUCGGAACGACAAUAGUAUGGAAACUUUCACCCAUUUUUGGAACCUUUUCACUAUAGACCACUAUAUCAGACAAUAAUUAUUUUAAGACCACACAGGUUAUUCAAUGCUUAUAAUUACACAACAACGAUACACUGUAUGAUUAAAGACCACACAUAUACUUCAAACUAUCACACUAGACCACAAUUGUACAGUGAGUGCGGACUGUCCGGUAUGUACUAUUUAAAACGCGAGCAGGAGUGCUUUGUCAGAUAUAAAACACAUAUAGAUAGCGCAUCUCUUUUAGUAAAAUUGAAGCCAGGAAUAUUCCAGCGGUUACCCCCAUUUGAAUAAAUGGCGGCCAUGUUGGUGUUUCCCACUCGCUAAUAAACGCUUAAAAACAACAAUAACUUUCAUCAUUUGAAUAGUUUAAAAAUAUAUCUGGGUUAGGUUUACCUUAAUAUUUAUGUUCCGUGUUUAAGAAAUAGAAAACAUACGAAUCUCCUCAUUUCAUGGGAAUAUCAUGAGUCUGCAAUCACGGCUUCAAUUUUUGAAUUGUCGACUAAUUAGAUGCACUAUCUAUAGUGUAUAUAAGAUAUCUAUGCCUGUACAGGAUAAGCUAGUAAAAAAAACUGAUACCUUCGCGCUAAUUUGAAUAACAAAGGUGUCGGGGUUUUUUUACUCACCCUGUACAGUUGAGGACAUUGUUUUUAAUGUUUCGUUAUAAAAAAUAUUCAAUGCACAUACUUCAAUCCCAUGCACGAUCCUACUGACUUGCCCCUGAUUGCGUUGCAUGCUUAAACAAUGUGUAUGCACUGAGUAUAGUGUAGUAUGCUUUUUGGCAGCGAAAGUACAAUUAAUUAACCCAUGAAAUAGUACGCAAAGCAUCGUUCUUUUAAAACGCCAUUCUAAAAACAUAGUUGGCAGUUGCCGAACUGUUCAUUGCCAUGUCUCCGCGUGUCAAUUACCUUAUUGUCAAAUCAUAUUCAAACAAAAGGUCUACAACCUAAACCCCAUUUAAAUUAUAGCAAAGUGAAACUGAUGGACAAUAACUGAUUCGCUUUUAAUGCUUGAAAUGAACGCUUUCAGACGUUCAAAUACAAUGUUGAUUUUACUGCUAAGUGCUAAAUGAAAUAAGAAAAGACAAACGAAAAUAAGGCGAAGAGCACAAACGCAUAAAUUCGCUUUCUAAGCGUUAUAAUUAAAUUGUUUGUAAUAAACAAAUUCAGUAUAUAUAGUGUAAGACCAGCCAGAUUGAGAAAUCAACAGACGAGGCAUACAAUGAAAUACAAAAUAUACCAAAAGAACUGCAUCGUUACCGGCUUAUAUAAACUGACUAAUGAGAUUCCCCGCAUUUAUAGCAUCAUGCACGCAAAGCAUUCUGGUAGGCUAACAGCAAUGCAUUCUGGUCGGUUAACAACAGUUAUUCUGGUCGGAGAAACGGAAGUAAAAUCUUACUUUCAGAGCCCAAUACGAAUUCGAACUGCUGACUUGCUCGCUCGCUUCAGGCUCCUCGCUGCGUCAGCAAUAAUAUACAGUUUCAAAUAGCUAUUUUGUAAUCAGCUCUAAUCAUUAUACUGUAUGUGCGGUUGCGAUGGUGUUGCCGUUGGAAGUUAACGCCAUUGGUAGGCCUAAUUGCAAUUUAUUGCAACUAACGGGGAAAAUUUUUUGAUCAAUCCAGAAUAGUACAUAUACGUUAUUUAAGUGGCAGGGUUUGUGCGGGCUAUUUUUUAUUUCUUUAUUUUUUAAUUUAUGUCCAACGGCCCAAAGUGAUGUCAAAUUUGAUUGUUUAGCUAAUCACACAAAACGCAAAGAAACCACGCAAGAAACUACGUCAAAUGUUUAUCGAAAGUUGGUAAUUUGCUACAUUUUCAUGAUUUUGGGGCCAGUUGUUCAAAAGGUGUUUAACUUAAACGGCCUUUGGUCGCUAUUCGGCGUAUUAAUUCCUUAUUCGAUGGUUAGUUAUUAACCGGCCGAUAAAAAGAUUGCGUUGCACAAAGCCCGUUGAGUAAGACGUUUAACUAUCCGGUAGGAUAACCCUUAAUUUAACUGGAGAAAACCGAAUUUUCCUGAAAAUUCUUACCUCUACGUCAGCUGUUGCUAGGCAUUUGUGAACUUUUGAAGCUUAAUGUAACUUGUGAAGGCAUAUUCUAAAACCAGAAACGUCAAAACGAAACCGCCGGAACGAAACGACCGUAAUCACCGAAACGGCCAAAACAAAACGACCAAAACCACCAAAAAGUCGAAAACCCCGAAACGAAAACAAUUACGGAAAAAUUGGCUUCAGUUUAAGAUGUAUUUUAAUUAAGCGAAUGAGUUUUGUUAUUUGACACUAAUAAAUAUAGGCAUUAAUUAUUUAUUGUUGAGAAAGUGUGCGAAUUAUGCUGAUAUAUCGUUAUUUGAGAGUGUGGCUUAACAGCCACAAUGGUUAUGCCUGAUUUCUUACUCCAGAAACCACAUCCCAAAUCCAAGGCUAAAGAGCAUACUUUGUAUCUGAAUCGUAGACUCUGAAGGGUCGUGCUACCCAAAAACGCUUAGUCAAACAAUAUAAGCAGCGGUCCUAUACUGCGAGAGUUUUCGCAAAGUUGAUGAUGCAAGGUAAAGUAAGAGCAGCACUUCGGAUAAUAUCGGAAGACAAUGCAGGAUGUUUGACCUUAGAUAGCUGUGUUACCCCUGACAAUCCCAAGUCCUCUUAGAGAAGCAUCCAUCUAAUAUACCACUUGUUCAAUCGGCGAUACUAAAUGGGGAUUGCAACAUGGAACCACACUCAGUUAAUACAGAAUACGGCCAUUAAAACAGAAGGAGAUGCAUGGCCAUCUGCGUCUUGGCGACGAGUAUAUAUGUACAUCUUUUAAAUCAUGUUCAGUUGGUCUAUGUGUGACGGAGGUAUGCUAUGGAGUUGGUGUUGAACCAUGCAGGCCUACAACCUGUAACUGAUGGAGCGUUCUUAUACACAUCAGCAAAUAGAGAAGAUGGUGCUUGACUGGAUGUUGUAGCAGAAUGUUUCUGGGGGCGCGAUCGGCAGCGUGCAUUUUUUGACGUCAGGGUGUUCAACCCUUUCGCACCAAGCUAUCAGUCGAAACUCCUCCCUUGCACAAUGCUAUCGUAGGAAUGAACUGGAGAAAAGAAGAGCAUACGACGAAAGAAUUAGAGAAGUAGAACACGGGUCAUUUUCUUCGCUCGUCUUCUAGACAGCGGGUGGUAUGGGUGCCAUUGCAAACGUUGUCUACAAGAGAAUUGCAUCCUUGAUCGCUGAAAAACACGGCAAGCCAUAUUCAUAUAGAAACGUAAGACACUAAACUGGCUAAGGUGCCACCUUAGCUUUUCAUUGUUAAGAUCUGCGAUAAUGUGCUUACAAGGAUCCAGAUCUUCUCUUCACAAUCCAAUUAAUUCCUUUGGUGGGGAGAUUCAACUAGCCCUAGUUAAAGGACGGGUAUCUUGCUGAACAAAAUUUAAACUGUAUUUAUAUAGGAAUAUAUGAAUUCGUUGGAAAACAAAUAGUCAGAUGCAAUCCUGUUGAACAUUUUGUUGAGGGCAGAUAAUUUAGGAAAGUGAAUAUUUACGAGGCGUAGAAAAUCUGGUGGGAAAGUACAGUUCGCGCGCAAUCGAACAACGCCCGCCAUCAUACACGACAGAAGAACGCGAAAGCACCCAAGCGCGCAAACAAACAAAACCAAAAGGUUAAAUUUAGUCAACAGAACUUUAGUUGUCCGAAGAUUAUCUGUAAACUCAGGCAUGAAGUUCUGAGUAACAACGUUUGUUUUGUACUUUAUUUCGUAAAUAAAUCCAUGCGAUUUGACAUAAAAUUCGCAUGUGAAAUGAUAUGUUGGGGUGAGACGAGGUUGUGUAGCUAUGUGGGAAACGUUUAUUUAUUGAUGGAAAAUUGUGUGUGAAUCUUAAAUUAAUUCUUACUGACUAUUCAUGACGUUAUCAAUACUGAAUUAGACAGCUUUAGUAAACACAACGAUACGUCGACGAGACUGCUUCUAUUUCUGACCAAAAGACACAUUUUAAGAACAAAAACUGAAUUACAACAAGAUUUCAGAAUAAAAGAAGGACGGAUAUAGAAUAAUUAAAGCACUUAUAAACAAGUAAAUCGGAAUCGAUUUUAGUUGCCUUUUCACAAGAGUAGAACAAUAAACAGGAAAUAAAAAGACAUUUUUCGGCAUGCAAAAAGAACAAAAGGGACUGUCGUAAACACCAUUGAAUUUCACCAGUGUAUGUAAACUCUGAUAUGCCUAUUAAUAACAAACAGCUUAGAAAACAAACAGAUUAAUAACAAACAUCCUUCUGUCCGAAUGAUGCGAUAAAUUUCACUUGUUAAAAAACAACAAAAUAAUAAUAUACUCGUUUAUCUGACUUUUAGCCCUGUGCUUUCAGUUGUUUCUCGUAAUCAUCACAUUUGCUGGUCAAACAUGGCUGAAUCCAACACUGAACCAAUGUGGUCAUGGAGAAAAGUCUUAAUGUACUUGAUGUACUUCGUAAGUAUUAUAUUUAACUCCCAAUUCUAUUGCCGGCUUUAUAAUGGGAACUUCAAAUAAAUGCUCACCCUCAAACAUAGUCCCAUACUAAUAUUAUAUGCACCCCAGUAAUGUCAGAUUUUUGUAAUACUUUGUUAAAUUAAAUUUUGUAAUUCUUUGUUAAAUUAAAUUAAACACUUUGUAUCGAAAAUAAAACACAUAAAACCCAUUGUACAAAAGGCGUUCUUUGGUUCUGAUUCAUGCAGUGGCGGGACACUUCACAAAAUACAGUAUUGGUCAUAAUAGUCAUGUCAUGUAGUCAUGCAUGUAGUCAUAGUCAUAUUAGUCACGUAGUUAUAGUUACACAUAUAAUCAUAGUUAUAGUCAUGAAGAGCUAGGGCGAUCUAGGGGAGAGAGGGAAAUUCCAUAUGCAGACGAGCCCAAGCGAAGAUUAAAAUUAUCGUCACGAUAUUGCCUUAGAAAUGUUCGAAAUAAAUCUUGCUAAAUUUGUGCGUUUGUAAUACGAAUUAAAAUAGUUGAAAUAAUAGAUAUCUAUAUGUUUAUGUAAUACGACGCGGUUUCGCUACAUAGCAUUAUCCUAUUUCAAUCUGGUUGCAAUGCGUGUAUCACGCGUUGGUCACACCGUGAGUCACGCUCGUUAGACUUGAUUAAUCAGCGCGUGGCGGCAUCCGCUUUGACACAGAUUUUGCUGAGUCUUCUCCACAACUGAACGAGGGGUAAAUUACUCGGAAAAUUUUCGUGCACUUCAUCAAAAAUCAAAAAAAAUCUUUGGAAAAAUCCCAAAAUCUUACUAAAUCCCAGAAUCCCAAGAAAUCUCUAAAAAUUGCGAAAAAUACUUGGAAAAAAACGAAUUGAAAAUCCUCAAAAUUAUUGCAAUAUUGGGAAAUCCCAUCAAAUUUAAACAUUUAAAUCGUGAAUUGGCGUGAAAAUCCCCUUCGUUGAUUUAUUUAGUUUUAAAAGAAUUCGGAAAAAGUUCGGCGAAAAAAAAUAAGGGAAAAUAUUUCGAAAAAAUCAGCUGAAAAAAAUCCCAAAAUCCCUUAAAUUUGAGGGGGAAAAUCCCAGAAUCCCGAGGAAAAUUGCCGGGAUUUUCUAAUCCCAAAAAUCUUCGUACGCUUUUUUCAUAGUAAUUUACCCCUCGCAAAUGAAUAUUUAAAAAAUUGCUUAAUUAAUGAAAGUUUCAUUUUCAGCUUUUGUGUUUACGUACCUGUACUCGUUUAGUUUUUCGUUAACUAAUCUUUCCGUAAAUUUCCCCAAAAUUUGAGCUAUAAUUACUAGUUUUCACUCCAAAUAUUUGAGUUUUUUUCCUUUUUAAUUUUGUGUUAUAUUUAACAACAAGACGCUUGCUCAGGCGUUCACACUGGCCUGAAAAUAACGAGAUACGUGUUAUGGUGCAAAAGGCAGGAAUACAAGUCUUAAACCGCAAGCAAAUUUUAUGUUUUUGCAAAUCUUAAACCGCAAGCAAUUUUUAAUUUUUAAAAAAAUAAAAGACCUUUUCGGGAGACGUAAUGGAGAUCGAUGCACGUGCAAAUCAUGCCGACCUACAGAAUCGAUUUCCGGUUUUUCCAAACAGCGCGUUGUUUUCAUGUGCGUUCCAUGGGCCGCGCUAAAAAUAUAAAUAUUCUGUAAAUACCGAAAUAAAAGAUGAAAAUCUCAAGACACCAGCUUGAAAAUAACACUAUAAAUAGUGUUUUCGAUUCUGGUUCCAAUAACAUUAUCACGAAAAAGAUAUGUCCAAAGGGGCCGAAGUUAUGUUCGGCAAAAUGUAUGGCUAGUUUACAUUGUUUGUUGUAUUAUGAAAUAUGAUACCAUACUUGUAUUAAAAUUCGCGUCGAACUAAUGUUAUUGUAAAUGAGUAGACUGUCACAACUCGACCUCGAACGAAAUGCGUUUCUUCGAGGUCGACUUGUGGCAAGUCUAGCAAAUGAGAACCAUGCAAAUGAUACAAUAAUGGUUCUAGUUCUUGUUGGUAUUUUGAACGCACGCUUUAUCUUUAGUAUAGCUACCACAAAGCUUUUCGCGCGGAUUAUAUUUCGUGGAGUACUAAAUAUUAUAUUUUGUGGUUUUCGAGUCAUUACACAAAGAAAAACACAUUAAUUCAACACGCAAGAAAGUCCAGAGUACGACACAAUGUAAAAUACAUAGGAAACCGGCACGAUUCUUUGAAAAUUCAACGAAACUGUGUAAAAUAUAGUUUGAUCACUCUGUGCGCGUGCGUACAAGUGUAUAGGCUAAUAAACGAAAAAUGUACCACAAGCAUGGCAUGAGUCGGCUAUUACGUACAUAUAUACGAGCUUAUUACUAUAUUAUCUAAAUCAUGGAACCGAGGGAAUCGAUGGCAUUUUGGCUUAAUCGUUGCACCCUGAGCCUGCGAUAAGCUAACGCAAACUCGAUUUCUCGACUACGAAAAAAAACAAAGAAAAAGGGGGAUUUAAGACACUUGGCCUUACAGGCCAGUGUAACUAUAAAACAUUUUGGAAAACGAAGGGCGGAGUGUUUUCACACAAUUUCGAGUUUUUCCCAUUUCCACGAGUGUUGAUAUAACUAUAUAUCAAUACGGAAAAAAUGUUUUAUAUUUGUUUUAUAAUAUAGCACAAAGAAAUAGAAAGAAAGAAAUUUUCCCACGUUUCCGUGUUGACAUUGAGUUAUAUCAACACUGCUCUUAGCCAAUCAGCGUUCAGAAUUUACAAAUGCUAUAUUAUAACUACAUUCAUUAAAAUACAUUACAUUUCAAUGUUCAAGCAUGCGUUGUUGCAUUAAUUUUAUAAAUAUAUUUAUUAACUGUUCUAAUACUGUUUGAUUAAGUUGUUUUUUCUUCCUAUCCAAUUCAGGUUUUGCCGACUGGGAUAAAUUAAUAAUUUGUCGACUACCUGACGACUGAGCAGAGGGUGUCCCCCCCCUUACACAUCCUCCUCUAGCGCCGCCCAUGUCACCCGGCCCCCGUUAAGUACUGUAUCAAAAGUGUAAUAACCACCCCCACGGGCCGGUUGUAUAAAAACGUAGUUAGCGCUAACUGCAGUUAAAAAGUAGUUAAAAAGCCUUAAAAAAUAGUUAACUUUAAUCAGUGCACGUAGUUAAGCCGGUUGUAUAAAAGUGUAGUUAGCCCUUAUAACUGCAGUUAAAAAGUAGUUAAAGUUAACUAUGCUUUAGGGUAUAGUUCACUGUCCAAAACGUAGUUAAAAAUGGCGUUUGUAUAGGAGUGAACAACAUUUUUCAGUAAACAAUAAUGAAAAGCAACGGUUACAUGAUAUUUUCAAUCGCUAUCUUCCCUGUGAAUGUUUCCUGACAAUGUAAACUCUUCAGACGCUAUCGCUUUGGUGUUUUUACGAAAACAGAACAUAUUUUUGCACAGGACGAUUUCUCAAAGACGAACUAUGGUCCAUUACACCAAGAAACACUGAUUACUGAAACACUGUAAUUGCCAAGCAGCUAGACCUUCGUUUAACGUAGACAUCUCAAUUAAGGAAAAACUGCAUUCUUUUAUGAUUUUUGUGGCGGUUUUUCCUUGUUUUCUUGUUUAUUUUUCACAGUUUUCUAGUGUUUUGAAUAAAAUUCCCGCCUAUUUGCAAAAUGCGAGUCCACAAUCAUGGUGAAAAUGUGUGUCAGCGGUCGUUACUCGCUGCUUACUUUAUGUAAUUUUGGGUUUAAACGCCCCACGCACAGUUAACUACGUGAUUAGUUAACUAUCCGACUAACUACGUUUUGUGCAACGCAGUUAAGUCAUGUAGUUAACUAUAAUUACAGUUAAGGAUUUAAAUACAGUGAUUAACGCUAACUACAGUUAGCGCUAAUUACGUUUUUAUACAACCGGCCCCUGGUGUUAAUAUUAAUCGUUUACGCUUUACAGUAUUUUUACAGAGAAUGUCAAAUAUAACACUAUAAUACACAUUAAUUAAAUUAUUUUUCUUAGACUUUGAUCGUUACAGCAUUUUUACCCUUCACUCUAAAUGAUGCAGAGAAAAAUGAUGAUGCCUUCCCCGGAUGUUGCACUGUAUGUAGACCUUGGUGUUCCUGCUGCUAUGCCUAGACUUUAAUUACGACUUUAUAACACAGUACGUUUUAAAUAUAUUUGAUGUGUAACUACCUAGCUUUUAUAAUGAUUAACUUUUAUAACUUGUUGUCAGUAUACUAAAUACAUGGGAUUAAAUAUUCUUGAAAUCUUUAUUGAAAAUUAACUCUAGAUUCGAAGGGAUAUAUAUAGCAAUAAAAAUUUACUUCGU
Molecule: messenger RNA, 13042 nt
Organism: Paramuricea clavata
Lineage: Eukaryota; Metazoa; Cnidaria; Anthozoa; Malacalcyonacea; Plexauridae
Source: the annotation of a GenBank genome assembly